This is a messenger RNA of Pseudogymnoascus destructans, 699 nucleotides long. RefSeq lists its product as uncharacterized. The transcript is spliced from 6 exons. Lineage: Eukaryota; Fungi; Ascomycota; Leotiomycetes; Thelebolales; Thelebolaceae. The coding region runs from base 1 to 699 and encodes 232 amino acids. The record is from RefSeq and is a predicted model, not a curated record.
AUGGCGAAACUCAAGGCACAUGAAGAACUCUCCACUAAUGCGAAUACUAUCAAAGCUCGCAACUGCGUCUCCAACCUUACUGAAGAUGAGAAGGCUGUUCACUUAGCACUCAAGGCUGACCAUGCUGAUCUGAGCUACUACUUAAAGAAGUUAUAUAAGUCUGCAAAGUACAAGACACGUCUACAGAAUGAAUUGAAGGUUGAGCGUAUUUGUGUUCGGACUGAGAAGGGUACCCAUGCAUCUUGCAUUGCGAAUCAGAAAGUCAAGAAUAUUAGCGCCUCUUCUUCUCCACAAGCCCCACCAUCUACUCCGCCCAAACAACUUCUGUCUGAGCUUGCUGCAUUUGAGGGUAUCUCAACGCGAGAUAUUUUAAAUGACGAGGCUGUUCUACCAGAUGAGCUUUCCGAUGAAGAGAUCACUAGCACCCAGGCUCUCUUAACUCAAGCGCACAUUGAUGCCCAUGAAGAGUCCAAUUUCCGCAAGUGGCAACAUUUCUGGGAUAGCUGUAUCCACUCAUAUACGAGAAAGGCUGGAAAGCUGAGAAAGAAGCCUGAGCGUCUCUUUGAGUAUAUGCCGUGGAUUGAUGUAGAGGAAGGCUUCAAAGAGGCGUUCUUACUUGUCUACUCUAAGAAGUUUGAUAAGGAAAAGUGGGCUAAGGUAUCAGCUGCACAGGAUAUGUUGUUCCUGGAGCUAGAGUAG